CAAUGAAUGUAUAAGUCAACGAAUGGUACACGGACCAUAGGGUCAUGCCCCGUCCGAUUAAGCUCAAUUGUGUGUUUGCCUCACGCCAUUUGGUUUGUUUUUUUAGAAUCGACCCAAGGAAUCCUACGAAUUUUCUGGGUGCACGCAGAAUAACCCAUCGCUGACAUUCUCUGAUGCAGACCUGUCUUUAAACUGCAUGUACCAGUAAAUAUUGAGAUUUUCAGAAGUGGCUACUGGCAAAACAGCAAGUUUGUGAGAAGAUUAGCUACAGGUAUACCGUCUUAAAGUCAGCACCUUACAAGAAAAAAAGUCCAAGAUACUGGACUGCAAAAUCAUUAGUUUCCGCCUGAGAUGUCCGGCGAGUUUUUCUUCUAGAUUCCUUGUCCAAUUUCUCGAGAGCUGACAGCAUCUCCUAAUAAGAAGAGAGAGUCCAAGAACAUGGCAUGUUCGGAGGUCAGUCAUUUUGCCCCGAGCCAGCAGAUGGAAGACAUCGAUCAGGGCACGCUGGAGAUCGACGUCAGGAGGUGGACGCUGUCUGGCGAAUUCGGCAAAAAGGGGAGCGGUCCGGGGGAGUUCAACGGGACUUUUGGCAUCACUGCGACUCAACCUGGUGAACUGGCUGUGGCAGAUUACUGGAACAAGCGAGUGGUCAUCUGCAGCACGGAAGGAAAACUCAAGGAAACCAUUCUGCUAUCCGAUCGUCCACGUAAUGUUGCAGCAAUCCCCCAAAUGAGCAUGCUGCUAGUUGUAGACACUACCAAGUACGUCAAGGUAUUUAACAAGAACAACAAGCUGGACUUCCAGUUCCCAACAGUGCCGUUACAAGAUAUUGACAAUAUUGACGUGGACCUCCGCAGUUUAGCCGUCAAGAGGGAUGAUACCAUCGUGGUGGGUGACGUCAAGAGGAUGGUGUGGACUGAACACAAACCCACUAACGGUGAGCUCUUACGCACCGUGUCCCUACAGAUACCCCCUUUCUACCUGGCAUUUGAUGAGGGCACUGACAGAACUGUGGUCAGCGGAUACGAACAAAAACAAGUGGACGUCACGGAUAGUGUUGGGACUACACUAUCCACCGUCCAGCCAUCUAUUCAAGACCGACCAGUAACUAACUGCCUGGCCGUGAACUCCGGAAACUCGGGCCUCUACGUCGGAGUAAGCAAUGGUUGGAACAGCGAUGGUCACAUUCACCUCUACGAUGUCGACGGCAAUUUUCUGGAUUGUCUGGCCCAGGGUCUGACUUUCCCACUGGGUAUUACGUUCACGUCAGACGGGCAGCUGGUGGUGGCAGAUGGGUUCUCGGUUAAGACGUAUCGCAAGAUGUGAUGUCAUUUCUCAACGACACUAUCAUGAGCGCUACCAUCAACACCAUCAUGAAUUUCAGCUGUUUCACCAUCAUCAUUUAAAAGAUCCUACGCUGUCUGAUGUCUG
Molecule: messenger RNA, 1431 nt
Organism: Patiria miniata (bat star)
Lineage: Eukaryota; Metazoa; Echinodermata; Asteroidea; Valvatida; Asterinidae
Exons: 3
Coding region: 439-1326 (295 amino acids)
Biological process (GO): negative regulation of translation; protein polyubiquitination; proteasome-mediated ubiquitin-dependent protein catabolic process
Molecular function (GO): protein binding; translation repressor activity; ubiquitin protein ligase activity
Source: RefSeq, a predicted model, not a curated record